ACGUGAUCUGUACAAUAAAGAUCAAGAUGAAGAUAUAUUGCAUAAUGAGUCCCGUUAGAAAAAAACUAUUCUUCACGUGAUUGUAGAUGUAAACACUCCUCCCUCUGGUGCUGCGCUGGACUCACCAUUCACUCAGUGUACAUAGACAUGUCUCAAGGAGCAGUGGGGGAUGAGGUGGAUGGAGUGGUUGCAAUUGUGGCUGUUGUGUCAUCCAAAAAGCACAAUAACAAUUCACCAAGCCCAGUCAAGGUUGUAGUGCCAGCCAGCCCUGAGUCUGAGGUGGAGGAGGAUGGAGUGGCUCUUUUGACUGAUGCAGAAUCUCCAGCUGUCAGGGAAAAUGGAGAUCUGUUUGCCUCAUGUCAACUCCUAAGCGACAGUUUUGAGUCAGGAGAUGGAAUUACUUGGUACAAGGCAGUAUUCCUCAUAGUGAAUGCAGCGCUGGGUGCAGGGCUGCUCAACUUUCCUAGAGCAUUCCAUGAAGCUGGUGGAGUUCUGUCUGGUAACAUUGUUCAUGUUAUCUUCACAACACUAGCCUUGGGAUCACUCAUUAUCAUUGCAAAAUGUGGAAGUGAACGUAACUGCAAAACAUAUCAGGAGUUAGUUUUAGACAUGUGCAGUCUUGGCUGGGGAAUGGCAGCUUCUGUGUUCAUUGCUGUGUACUGCUUUGUCACCUGCAUCACCUUCAUCAUUAUAAUUGGGGACCAAUUUGAUAGAGCAUUUGCAUCGUUUUUGGGGAGUAACUUUUGUCACUCAUGGUACCUGAACCGCAAGUUUACCAUGACCAUCUCAUCGCUGCUGCUCAUCUUUCCUUGCUGUCUGAAGAGAAUAGAUGGUCUCAGAUAUAUGAGCUAUGUUGGUGUUCUAUCCAUAUGGUACUUAGCAGCCAUAAUUAUAGCUGAGUUCUAUACAGGGAACUAUGAAAAAGGACCAAUCUCUGAGUUCAAUGUUUCCUGGACUCAGAUUUUUGAUGUGGUGCCAACGAUAUGUUUUGGAUACCAGUGUCAUGUCAGCUGUGUUCCGAUCUACUCCUGUCUCAAGGAUCGGAAUGCCUCAACUUUUUCAAAGGCUUGUGUGUCUGCUGUAUUGGUUUGCCUGAUGGUGUACACUAUAUCUGCUAAUUAUGGCUACCUGACCUUUGGAUCUUUAGUUGAUGGUGAUGUCUUGCUGUCUUAUGAUGCAAGGAAAAUUCAAGUUCUCCUGGCUGUCAUCCUCUUGGCUUUAAAGUCUUGGACAACCUAUCCUAUUCUCAUGUUUUGUGUCAGGGAAGCAAUAGGUGAUCUGUAUGUUCAGCUGCGCAAGAUUUCACCUGUGGAGGCAGCCAUCUCAGAGCCCAAACGGAGAAGGGUGAUUGCAGUGGUGUUGUGGGCUGCUUCUAUACUGAUGGCCUUAUUCACUCCAAAUAUUAACAUUGUUGUAAAGUUGCUGGGCAGCCUUGCUGCCAUAUUCAUCUUUGUCUUCCCUGGAAUAUGCCUGCUACAGGACACCCUAGGCAAGCGUGGGAAUCUCAUUCCUUUCACCUGGAGUCGGAGAAUGCUGGUAGGUGUGGCAAUGUUCUAUGUAGUGGUGGGAAUGUUUGCUUUUGGUUUGGCGUUCACCCUGGGAGUUAGGCACAUCAUUCACCCUGACAGUAGCCAACCCCUCUGUAUAUAACAUUGUAUUUAAGAAUUAGAAACAAUUUUGUUUUGAUAGAAUUAGUUUUUUGUUUAUUGCUCACUGAUGCAAAUCAGCCAUUCAGUCACUAUGUGAUUGAAAACAUAUUUUAUAUAUCUUAAGUUUUUAAUUAUGUGUUUUAGUUGAUUAAAUAAGGUUGUAAAAUUGUAAUUGGUUGUAGUGCAUGGAAUAAGGUUGUAAGGCUUUUAAUUGGUUAUAGUGUAUUAUAAUUAGGCCAUCAAAAUUAAAGGGAAAAAAUAGCAUUGGUGUUUUAAGUAAAGAAAUAUUAGAUGAGUAUAAGUCACAUGAUCAGGCAGAGCCAAGAAUCCAAAGCAGAUUCUCAUAGCCUUUGAUGAUUUCUGGCUGCCCUCUUAUAGUAAUGAGUAUAGUAUUACCUGCUUGUAAUGUAUAAUGUUAAGGUCUCCUGUGUUUAAUUAGUUCAUUUUGUUUUGUACUUACAUAGCUUAGGAGAUGGAAUUAAAGACAAAAUGCAUCAGAGGAGGGAGUGAAGGAUGAAUAGACCAUAUAAAAUUAUACAUGGGAAUGUACAGUAUAUUUUUGUUAUGGACAAAUAGUUCUGUAGACUUUUGUCCUGAAAAUGUAUUCUUAAUUUUUUGUUGGAGUUGGUGGUUAGGUUGUGUACUUCAAAUUCAAUAGGGUUGUAGCUAAAAAUCUAAAUGAGUAUUGGAAGUUGUAUAUGAGUGAGUGUGUAUCUUUGAAUGAGACAGUCUUAGUGAUCAGGAUGUACAAUAUUUAAGUGGAGAAAGAGAAGUUGGGACAGAAUGUGGAAUGGUAUGAUUGUUGAGGCUGUAUGGAUUGAGUUUGAUAAAAGUUAUUACAGAGAUCUGAAGUGUUAAGCACAUAUUAGGAGGAUGAAGAGGGAUGAAUUUGUGAAAUAAGCAGAGAGCAAAGUUGAAGUUGUACGUAAAAGGAGAAAGCCACUUGGAAGAUGGAAGGAUAAGGCAAGGUAGUACUGAAAAAGAGUGAAAAGGAUGUUUAAUAAACAAGGAUGUAAUGUUUAGAUGGGGAGAGAGGUUCCGUAAGGAAUUAAGGUAUCAGAACGAAAAACUUAUAUGCAUCCAUAAAGAUUUUAUUUCCAUAAAUUGAAUUCUAUGACUAUAGUAUAUUUUGUAAGGAUAGGUAGUAAAGGUAGGUAAAUGGGCAGUAAUAUAUGUAGAUACUUUUAACCAAAUUUUUAUUUCAGAUAUAUCAAAUGAGAAUGGAAAUGUAAAAUCUCUGUCAAAAGUAUUUAGGUUGUGUUAGUUUAGCUCGUAAUGUGAAAACACAAGAAAAUACCUCCUAAAAGAAUGGGAUGCAUCACUAGUAGGAUGAUUCAUAAAUUUUUUUGGGAAGUAAGGUACAUUUUAGAUGCAGUUUACUAUCAAGAGGGUUGUUGGUUGUCAUGUGGAGCUGUGAUAAUACUAUACAGUACUGUGAAUCCUGACUGAUCAUGACAGUAGUUUAUUUAAUCAAAUUGCCUGAGAUCUGGUCAUGUUAAGUUUAUUUUUUAGUACAGAAAGAUAUUGCAUGAUUUAUAUUGUUGAUAUUGACUUUAAUUGUAUUAGAUUUUUAUUGAGAUGAUUUCUAUUUUCAUAUAAUACUCAUGAUACAGGUUUUUAUGAUAACCCUUGCAGCUUAUGAGCUUUGAAUGAAACUAGUAGGUGUAUUUUCACUGUGUGGCCAUAUGACCAGCUUGUAGUCUUAAAAAGUACACCAAGUGAAAAUGGUGAAGCAUGAAAGUAAAUCAGUAUUAUCUUAUAAAUUCAUAGUUUAUAAGGUACCUUGAAUUAUCUUGAAUACUAACAUUUAAAAUCUUUCUUGUGAACCUUGGGUAUCAGUCAAAAACCUGUAUUUUAUUGUCGUUUUCUAUUACUAAUAAUUUAAUUUUGUAUGGAUCAUUUAUACUCUGUAGAGAUAAGCAUGAAAAUUAUAAGAUAUUAUAUGAUUUUACUGAAAAAUCUGUAAAGUCUGAGAUAGUUUUAGUUCCAAAAGGUAGAGCCAUUCUACAUGUAUACUUUGCUACAGCCGUCAGUAAAUGUAACUGGUCAGUGAGAUGAAACUGUGAUUUUUUAUAGUUAUCUAACAGUAGUGUUCAAGAUUAGGCAUUAAUGUUGUGAUGUCUGUCUAGUUUUACAUUUUUCUUUGGCAAGAACUUUUACAUGUUCAAGGAAAAAAAUGAAGGCUGUAGCUGAAAUAAAUAUAGAAAUUUA
This is a messenger RNA of Portunus trituberculatus (swimming crab), 3860 nucleotides long. Its product is annotated as putative sodium-coupled neutral amino acid transporter 7. NCBI's taxonomy places the organism in Eukaryota, Metazoa, Arthropoda, Malacostraca, Decapoda, Portunidae. The record is from RefSeq and is a predicted model, not a curated record. The transcript has 12 exons. Gene Ontology annotation, biological process: amino acid transmembrane transport. Bases 148 to 1650 code for a protein of 500 amino acids. Gene Ontology annotation, molecular function: amino acid transmembrane transporter activity.